Molecule: messenger RNA, 3606 nt
Organism: Bubalus bubalis (water buffalo)
Lineage: Eukaryota; Metazoa; Chordata; Mammalia; Artiodactyla; Bovidae
Product: ceruloplasmin
Exons: 20
Coding region: 39-3251 (1070 amino acids)
Biological process (GO): iron ion transport
Cellular component (GO): plasma membrane
Molecular function (GO): oxidoreductase activity; copper ion binding
Source: RefSeq, a predicted model, not a curated record
CAUAACUCAGUUAGCCUCUCCAGGUGCAAGGUUUGAAAAUGAAGAUCCUUUUUUCACUGACCUAUCUGAUUUUUAUUAGUUCUCUAGGUUGGACAAUAGAUAGGUACUAUUACAUAGGCAUUGAAGAAACUACUUGGAACUAUGCUCCUACUGGUAAAAACAUGCUCAAUGGAGUGCCUUUUUCGGACGAUCAAGAGUUUCAAUCUGAAACAUAUCUCCAACCAAGCCGAGAUAGGAUAGGAUCUGUUUAUAAAAAGGCUUUGUAUUUUGGGUACACGGAUGAUACAUUUCAAACCACCACUGAAAAACCAUCCUGGUUGGGAUUUUUAGGUCCAAUCAUAAAAGCAGAGACUGGAGACCUCAUUCAUGUACAUGUGAAAAAUAAUGCUUCCAGAAUGUACAGUUUCCAUCCUCAUGGACUCAGCUACACUAAAGAUAAUGAAGGCGCUCUCUAUCCAGACAACACUGUGGGCCUGCAAAAGGAAGACGACCGUCUAGAGCCAGGGGCAGAAUACACUUACACGUGGUUUGUAGAAGAAAAUCAGGGGCCUGGUCCCAAUGACAGUAACUGCGUAACACGGAUGUACCACUCCCAUGUAGACACUCUAAGAGAUGUGUCUUCAGGACUUCUCGGACCAAUUCUGACUUGUAAAAGAGGAACCCUGGAUGGAGAUAUGGAAAAAUAUAUCGAUGAGUAUUUCAUUCUGGUGUUUUCUAUAACUGAUGAAAAACAUAGCUGGUAUAUCGAUGACAACAUUCGUACAUACACUGAAGCUGGUCAAGUUAAUGCUAAUGAUCCUGACUUCGAGGAGAGCAAUGUCAUGCGCUCAAUAAAUGGAUACUUGUAUGCAAAUCUACCUGAUCUCACCAUGUGUGCAGAAGACAGGGUCAUGUGGUAUUUCAUCAGCAUGGGUAGCCUGUUGGACGUACACCCCAUCUACUUCCAUGGACAAACUCUGAUAUCUCAGAAUCAUAGAAAAGACACCAUUACCAUCUUCCCUGCCUCCAUGCGUGAUGCCUUCAUGGUGGCCAAAAGUGUUGGAGAGUGGCUGCUGGACUGUCGGAUACACGAGAGUAUGCAGGCUUUCUUCAAUGUAAGAGAUUGCCAAAAAUCUCCAGCAGAUGUUACGGGGACACAAGUUGUUCAUUAUUACAUUGCUGCUAAAGAAAUUUUUUGGGACUAUGCGCCAUCUGGCAUAGAUUUCUUCAGUGGAAAUAGUUUAACAGAAGCUGGAAGUGAAUCCCACUUCUAUUUUGAACAAGGCCCAACCAGAAUCGGAGGAACUUACAAAAAACUAGUUUACUUUGAAUACACAGAUGCUUCCUUCCAAACUCAGAAGGCAAAAGCAACACACCUUGGACUCCUUGGCCCUGUCAUUAAGGCAGAAGUGGGGCAGAUCAUCCAGGUCACUUUCUACAACAAUGCUUCCCGGCCGCUCAGCAUUCAUCCCCAUGGAUUGCUUUACAACAAGAACAACGAGGGCUCCUUCUACAGAACACCGGGAGGAGGUACCCCGUCGCCCUCCUCAUAUGUAAAUCCUGGUGCAACAUUCGUUUAUACAUGGGAAGUUCCAACAGAUGUGGGACCCACUUCCACAGACCCCAACUGCCUGACCUGGUCAUACUUCUCCUCAGUAGAUUUUAAAACAGACAUCAACAGUGGCCUUAUAGGGCCUCUUCUUGUGUGCAGAAAUGGAAGUCUUGGAGAGGAUGGCAAACAGAAAGGAAUAGACAAAGAAUUUUACCUACUUGCCACAAUAUUUGAUGAAAAUCGAAGUUAUCUCUUAGAUAAAAAUAUCAGGAUAUUUACCACAGAGCCUGAAAAUGUGGAUACAGAGGAUCCAAACUUCCAAGAGUCUAACAAGAUGUAUUCGAUAAAUGGAUACAUGUAUGGAAAUCUGCCUGGACUAGAUAUGUGCUUAGGAGACAAUGUUUCAUGGCAUGUUCUUAGUGUGGGAUCAAGUCAAGACUUACAUGGGAUAUAUUUUUCAGGAAAUACCUUCACUUCCUUAGGAUCAAGGGAUGACACCAUAGUUGUGAAUCCCCAUAUCUCCCAGACACUUCUUAUGACCCCUGAUUCCACAGGCAUUUUUGAUGUGGUUUGUAUGACCUCAGAGCACUAUAUUGGAGGCAUGAAACAUAAAUACCAAGUGAGGAAGUGUUCAGAGCCAAACCCAGAUCAAACACAGUACCAGGAGGCGAAGGUUAUUUAUAUCGCAGCUGAGGAAAUUGUGUGGGAUUAUUCUCCUAGCAGGGAGUGGGAGAGAGAACUGCAUCGUCUCCAAGGACAUAACGAAACAAACAUGUACUUGGAUAGAGUUGAGACAUAUCUUGGGUCCAAAUACAAGAAGGUUGUAUACCGCCAAUAUGAUGACAUCACAUUCACAAAUCAAACAGUACGAAAUGAAGAUGAAAUACAUCUGGAUAUACUAGGUCCUAUAAUAUUUCUCAGCCCUGGUGAGAAAAUCUAUGUUGUCUUUAAAAAUAAAGCCUCAAGACCAUAUUCUAUUCAUGCUCAUGGAGUGAAAACAGACAACCCCACUGUUGCUGCAACACAGCCAGGAGAGAUCCAAACAUACGUUUGGCAGGUUCCUGAAAGAUCUGGUCCUACCUCAAAUGACUUUGAGUGCAUACCUUGGUUUUACUAUUCGACCGUGGACAUAGUUAAGGAUCUUAAUAGUGGACUGGUAGGUCCUUUGAUUGUAUGUCGAAAAGAUACCAAAGAAAACAUAGUUCACCGUGUUCUCUUCUUCCUGACUUUUGAUGAGAAUGAAUCCUGGUACAUUGAAGAAAACAUCAAUACCUAUGCUCAAGAUCCAAACCAAGUAGACAGGAAUGAUAUUACUUUUAAACGAAGCAACAGCAUGCAUGCAAUUAAUGGAAGAAUGUUUGCAAAUAACCAAGGCCUGGUAUUUCACGUGGGGAGUGAAGUGAAUUGGUAUCUGAUUGGCAUAGGGGAUGAGUCUGGCCUGCACACAGUUCACUUUCACGGCCACAGCUUUGUCUUCACGGGGAGAAAUUGGCCAUUAAGCCCUCAGCCUUCAGGCUCAACCCCAGAGAGCAGAGAUGUGGCUCCUCUCUUUCCUGAAACUGACAUGGGAGCGUUUCGCUCUGAUGUGUAUGACCUUCCUCCUGGGAGCUAUCAAACUGUAAAAAUGUAUCCAAAAGAUGUUGGAAUAUGGUUAUUUCAUUGCCAUGUCAACGUUCACAUCGGGGCAGGAAUGGAAAGCGUUUACACUGUAAUCGAGUGAAAAGGUGGUGAAAUUCUGAGUGAGGUUUAUUUUCUUCUUGUAUGCUUCUGCUUCUGCUGAGGUUACUUUUAAAAUCAGGAACACUAUUGAACAUAUAUGUCAUACACUAUUUAAAAUAUGCUGUGCCACUCUUGAGUUCUGUGGGAUCCUCUUUGAAUUUAAGGACCACAUUUCUUACAAAACCAAAGAUGUAUUAGCUCCAAAUAUAAUUUUUACCUACAAUAAAAUAUUAACAUCAAGAAUAAUAUUAUUAACACAGUAAUAGUAAUUAUUACUCUUAUUCCUGUAAUCAUUCAUAUUCAUUCUUUUUUAGUUGAAGUAUUGUUGAUUUACAAUGUUGUGGUAGUUUCAGGUA